UGAAUUUCCAGCAUCUGCAGAAUUCCUGUUGUUUGCAUAUAUAUUUAAUUGUCCUUAAAAUGAUUAGUUAUGGAACCAGACAUUGGAGUUUUAUAAACUGAAGAGAUCAGAGCUGAGAACUUGUGUACAGUGCAUAUCAUUAAUGUUCUUUAAGUUGUAUGGGUGAUUCAUCCAGUUUCUUCAAUAGGAAGCCUUAAAUGUUUAAUCAGAGUAUUUAUUGAAACAUUGUGUUGGUCGUUGAGCUCGGGGCAGAGUUGAGCAUGCAUCCAUGCUCAUGGUAAUUAGUUGAUUGCAUGACAAAGAAAUGCAAUUUAAUCAGAGCCUGUUUUCUAAAGGUUUUUAUGCCUAGUGCUCACAGUAUUCUAGAUGUAGUCUGACCAUUGCUUUAUAAAAUCUAUUACAUCUUGCUUUUGUAUUCUAGUCCUCUCAAAAUGAAUGCUAACAUUGCAUCUGCCUUCCUUAACCUUUAGGGAACCCUACAACAUCAUCAUUAUGCGCCACACUGUAUCACGUGGGCAAUCAUGCCUUAUGACCAUGAUUGUUCAGGGUAAACUUUUCUACAGAAGUGGUUUGCCAUUGUUUUUUUCUGGGCAGUGUCUUUACAAGACAGGUAACCCCAGCCAUUAUCAAUACUCCUCAGGGAUACCCGGUGUCAGUAGUCACAUAACCAAGACUUGUGAUAUGUACUAGCUGCUCAUACUGUCAGGGUGUAUUCUGGAGUUAUGGUAUAUAGCAAAUACUAAUUUCAACAGCAGCCAGUCUUCAGACCUGAAUGUGGACUGUAGAUUGUUCAUUGUUCAGAGCUGCACUUUAAAUUCAAUGAUAUUCCUGGAGCUGCAGUUUGGGAUUGACUGCAAACAAAUAAACACUCUAUUUGAACUCAGGUGCCUGUAUGUGCAUGAAUACAGCCCACAGUCAGUGGGAAUUAACAUUCAUUUUGGGUGGUUGGAACGUAGGUGUGAAGAUAGAGGAAUCUGAAAAUUAUAUGUAAUUCAAAGGAAGCAUUGUAGAUACAUAGUAACUACAGAAUUGUCCUGCUGUUACUUUUACUACUACUACUACUACUACAUAGUACCUUUGAUCUUUAGCAUAUAAAAAUAUCAUGUAAUAUUGGGUCAGGCAGACCUCUUCUUCCAAAAAUGUCUCAAGUGUGAUGCCUACUGUUUGUUUUGCUGAAUAACUUCUCUAUCUGCUAGCAUCAUUGCCUCUCCAGUGACUUUGUUCAGUCACAAGCCAUGGGAGCAGGUGGUGGAUGAUUGUAUUGUUGUGACUGUGAAUAAAGUCACUGGAGAGGCACUGACGCUAGUGGAUUAUAGAAGCAUUAAUUCAGCAAAGGUGAGGGGACUAAUCAGGUGCUACACCUUUCCCAAAGGUGACCUGAAGGCUAGCCGAGGAAAGGAGUGCCUUACACCUCCUUUGGCAGAGAUGUAUCUCCACCCCACCACCCAAAUCCUACACCAGGACUCCCAAAUCCCUUUGCACUUCAGAUUUUUGUAUUCAAUUCUGAGAUUGUUUCUACCUGCAGUGAAUGCUGCAAGUCUGGAAGAAAGUCGGUAAAGAACGGACAGGAGUGGAAAAAUCACAGCAAUGUUCUGUUGGAAUAGAACAGUACAGCAUCAGGAACAGGCAUCUCACCCCACAACGUCCAUGCCAGUUUAAACAACAAAUCUGCCUGCACAUGAUCUGCAUCCCAGCAUUGCCUCCCAGUUCAUUCACCUGUCUACAUACCUGUUAAUCACUGCUAUCUUAUCAAAGAAUGGCUCUCUGAAGAGAGGUCAAGGCCAGAAAGAGCAGUCUAGACAGAUUAUAGACAGGGGGGGAAAGGGUUUGCAGUCUUGGGAUAGAGAAAUGGGCACGGAGGCGGCAGAAGAAAGGAACAACGUCAGAUCGGGGCUCAGAUGGGAUUAGGGCAAUUCGGAGUGAUCAAUGCUGAACUUGACAGUGAAGCCCAGAUAUCCGGCAAUACUGGGAAAUGAGCGGCCACGGAGUCGCCUUGUGAGUGGAAGGACAGGCUGAUCCCGAUGUGCGGCGAAGACCUGGUGAAACAUUCCCCGAAGACGAGGGUAAGAACAGGUACUGAUCCAGCAUUAGUUGGUCCGUCCGCAGUGAGGGUGCUGCCGGCGCCGGCUCCGCCUCCGCCCCGCCGCUGCCAAUCGCCUGAGCCCGGGAUGAGGCCACUCAGCCGCGGUCCCACUCCCGACAACGCCAUGGCUUCCCCCGGGCGGCUGCUCGAGCGCAUCUUCUGCUUCUACUUCGUCACUCACAUCCCCAUCACCCUGGCUAUCGACCUGCAGGCCCUGUUACCCCGCUGGAUGUUCCCGGCUGCGUUGCAAGGCUUAGUAAAGUGGUAUGCAGUUCAGUUCAGAGACCCAAUGAUGAUGGAUCCACCAACAUGGUUCAAUACAUUCGUUCUUUGUGAAGCAUUGCUACAGUUGCCUUUCUUUCCUGUUGCAGCUUAUGCUUUCUACAAAGGAAGUUGUCCAUGGAUCAGAAUACCAGCCAUCGUGUACUCCACACAUGUGGCUACAACAGUCAUUUCAAUCCUUGGACAUAUUCUGUUUAACGAUUUCUCAAAAUCAACAUAUCCAGGACCAAAUACUCUCUCAGAGCGUUUAUCACUCUUAGCUAUAUAUAGUCCCUAUUUACUCAUCCCCGUUAUGAUUCUGCUAACAAUGCUUUACAGCCAACGGUAUAAUUCCUUCAAUGAAAAGAAGAGGCAAUAACAGUUUCCACAACCAUUCAGAGAAUCAUUUUCCAUUUUCCCAGUGAAAUUCGGGCCAUCACUACUUUAUAAUUUUACUUAAUUACAACACAAAGUCUUCAAGCAAUUUUACUACAGAAUUAUAUGUCAGAGUGGAUUAGGAUAUUCAUUAAAAAAAACUUCUUUCAUGAAAGAGCAGCCCCCUUUUUAAUAGCACUUUCAGGUAAAGUUAUCAGCCCAAGGAUCACAACAAUAGACUGGCUUAUAAAUAAGGUGCAGAUGUGUGGGAAGUCUAAAAUAAAAGCAGAAAAUCCUAGAGAUGCCCUGCAGUCCAGACAACAUCUAUGGAAAGAGAAACAGAGUGAAUGUUUCAGAGUUCAAAGUAAAUUUAUUAUCAAAGUAUAUAUAUAUAUAAUCAAUGAAAGACCACACCAACAGAGCAGACAACCAAUGUGCAAAAGGCAAUAAACUCUGCAAAUACAAAAAAAAAGAAAAAAUGAAAUAAUAAAUAAACAAGUAAGCAAUAACUAUUGAGAACAUAUGAUGAAGACUCCUUGAAAAGGAGUCUAUAGGUUGUGGGAACAGUUCAGUGAUGGGGGCGAGUGAAGUUAUCCCCUUUGGUUCAAGAGCCUGAUGGUUGAGGGACAAUACCACUUCCUGAACCUGGUGGUGUGCCUCCUGAGGCUCCUGUAACUUCUCUCUGAUGGCAGCAAGUUGGAGACCCUUAAUCAGAACUGGGAGAGAGAGAAAUCAAAAUGGUGAUUCUAAGAUACAAGAAAGGGGGCUGGAAGGGAUGGACAGGACAAAGAAAAUAACUGAUAAAGUGAAGUCAGAUCAAAAAGGGGAAGGUAAUGAUAAUUUUUGCCUGGGUUUCUGUCACUGGCGGGACAGUAAUAUCUGCACAGCAGAUCAGGUUUUAACAACUGAUAGAGAAAUUCAAACUAAUUCUGCUGUAAUUUAUAUAUUUGUGAUAUUGACUGUGUUUUUCUUUCUUUACUAAUGUGACCUGAGAUGUUGGGCAGCCUUGUAUUCACAACACAUAACACAAAGGCUAAUCACCUAGAUACCCCUUCAACCAUUUGACCGCGUCUACCCCAAAUAUCUCCUUUGUCCGGGCCCUCUUGUCUGUCACAGUAGCACGGUGAUUACCACAUUGUUUUACAGCGCCAGCACUAGCAAUCACGAAUCGAGGUUCAAUUCCUACUGCCGUCGGUAAGCAGUGUGUCCCUUCCCUUUGUGGCCGUGUGGGAUUCCUCCGGGUGCUCCAGUGUCCUUCCACAUUCCAGAGACGCACAAUUACGGUUAGCAAGCUGUAGGUUUGCUAUGCUGAUGCCGGAAGUGUGGCGACACUUCCCUGAAAAUGCAACUGUUUCUCUUCCCACAGGUGAUGAGUCUUUCCAGCAUUCCCUGUUAAUAAACUAACGAGAGCAGUUUUCUGCUUUGCCCUCUUUUUCCAUAACGACCUUCAGUGAUGUAUUUUUAUAAGAAAAUAAGUCUUGUAUACAAUGGGAUCAAAUGCAAAGUCAGUGGACUUUUGUCCAAUCCAUUUUCUUUUCCGUUACCUUCCUGCGCCACCACCAACCACUCUGCUUACCCUUCCAAUCCCUUUCUCUUGCUCUUUUAUUUGGAAGCAGGGAAUAACGUACAAAGUUUGCCCCUCAUCAGCUGAGCAAGUGGUCUAUCAAUGGCAAGUGGCCUCAGGGUCCACAUUGAUGGACAAAUUAAUGGCAACAGCAGUUCAAAAGUAUCAGGCUGAAGAGAGUAAUAAUCUGUGAUCUUCUAAUUUCAAGUUCAGUUGAUUGUCAUUCAGCCGUGCACAUGUACACCGCCAAACGAAACAGCAUUCCUCCGGACCAAGGUGCACAACACAGUACAUAUAACUCACACACAAUAUUACCACAAAUAGUGAGGUGUAUAUACAAGUUUAAAAGAAAACAGUGUAACGCUACUGGCACUUCAUAUAUGAUGAGACCUGUGUGUUCAGUAGUCUUACAGCUUGGGAAGAAGCUGUUUCCCACCCUAACAGUUCUUGCCCUAAUGCUAUGGCACCUCCUCCCUGGUGGUAGGGAAUCAAAGGAAUCAAAGAGAUAGCUGGAUGGAUGGGAAGGAAACAUUGUCAAUGCUAAGGGCCCUGUGUAUGCAGCAUUCCUGGUAACUAUCUCUCAUGGGUGGAAGACAGACCCCAAUGAUUCUCCCAGUAGUCCUCACAAUCCUUUGUAUGGGUUUGCAGUCAGACGGCGAUGUAGUUGGCCAGAACACUUUCGAUUGUGCUCCUGUAAAAAAUUCAUUAAAAUGGAGGUCAGGGGAAGCCUCACUCAUCUCAAUCUCCUCAGGAAGUGGAGACGCUGCUGUGUUUUCUUGAUCAAUAUUUAUCAGUGAGAUAAUAGUCCACAGUCACACUUUGGAAAGUUGGAACAACUUUCCAAAUGUCUAAAUCCUAUAGAUCAAACGGAAACAUAGUAACACACUCAGCUACAUCGAUUUACAGGAUGAUUUCCCGAAUGUUCAUGUUAGGCUCACUGGUUAGACCAUUUCUGUAGGUAUACGGGUCUUCGUAACUGUCCUCAAUUCUUGUGCCAAGUAUUGCAGAAUUGUAAGUAAAGAGAGCCAUUCAAACUCUGUCCUAAAUUGCUCUUCAGAAUGUUGACUGUUCACCUAUAACAUCUGAUUUCCUGCAUGGAUUCUCUUUUCCAUUUGGUUUUAACUGCAUGCAAUUAUGUUAGGAUCAAAAUGUUGCUGUAACUAGACAAUAGAACAGUACGUAUUCUUCAUUUAUGUAUGCAUUCACGUGAGUACACUCAGUGGCCACUUUAUUGGGUACACCUUUAUUGCUACUCAUUCAUGCAAAUAUCUAAUCAGCCAAUCAUAUGGCAGCUGCCAAAUGCAUAAAAGCAUGCAAACAUGGUCAAGAGGUUCAGUUGUUGUUCAGACCAACCAUCAGAAUUGGAAGAAGUGUCAUCUAUAUGACCUUGACUGUGGAAUGAUUGAUGGUACCACACAUGGUGGUUUGAGUAUCUCAAAAACUGCUGAUUUUCUCACACUCCAGUUCCUGGAGUUUACAGAGAAUGGCACAAAAAACAAAAACUCCAAUGAGCAGCAGUUCUGCGGGCAAAAAUGCCCUGUUAAUGAGAGGUUGGAGGAGAAUGACCAGACUGUUCAAGCUCACAUGAAGGUGACUAACUAAAAUAACUGCAGAUUACAACAUGGGUGUGUAGAAGAGCAUCUCUGAAUGCACGACAUGUCAAAGAUAGAAGUGGAUAGGCUACAGCAGCAAAAGACCAUGAACAUACUCUUAGUGGCCACUUUAUUAUGUACAGGAAAUACCUAAUAAAGUAGCCACUGAAUGUAUACACAAACUAAGUAGCUUGUCAAGUAAGUUUAUUUUGCAUUGUUACAAAUCAUUUUGGUAGAUGCACUUUCAGUAAACUUAUUUUCCUUUUAUUGAUUGAGAAAAUAUUUUGUAUUUAAUUCUAGAAUGAUGCUUUUUUCACUGUUGUGACAAGUUCCUAUGGAAUAAUCUUCAUUAAACCAGUAAAUGAUAAAUGUAAAAUAUGAUUGCAAAAUGUAAACUGCUUGAGGUACCCGGCAGGUCAGGGAGUCUCUGUGGAGGCAGAGGAAUGGUUGAUGUUUUGGGUUGAGACCCAGCAUCAGGACUGAGAGUCUUGAGGGGAAAUCGCCAGUGUAAUGGAGUAAGAGGGAGGACUGAGGCAAGGUAGAACCAGGUAAGGGUGGGGGUGAGGGAGGGUGACAGGCAGAUGGAGCCAGGUGUGGGAGAGGGGAAAGGGACCAAGUGUGAGACAGCAGCCAAUGGCUGAUAGGUGGAGACAAUAUGAGCAGAGGGAAAACAGGGUAUGAACAGCUUUGUGGACUGAAGGGCCUGUAUUGUGCUGUAUGUUUUCUAUGUAACAUUGAACUUCUCAGUUUCAAGCAUCCAAUUUCAUGUUCCUUCCUCCUGCCCAAGUUGUUUCACUCCAGCUUUCCUUACCCAGUUUCCUUCUCCCUCACCUGUUUCCACCUGCCUAUCACCGAACACGUCUCUUAUCCCUUCCACAACCGGUUCCAUCUGCCCAUCAUCUCCCACUUAACAGAUUGCAGCGUCUGCCUCUGUCCACCUUCUCCCUUCCCUCCCCCAUACCUGGCUCCAUCUGUCUGCCACCCCCUCCCCUCCUUACCUAAUUCCACCUACCACCCUCACCCUGUUUUUUAUCUUAUCUGCAUCGAAAUAUCACUACCAGCCACUUCCCAUCUCCACGCCUGCCCCUCUUGUCUCCAUCUGCCUAUCAUCCCCCUUCUCAUCAACCAGACCCUCCUCACAGGUCUUUAUUCUGGCUACCGCCCCCCUACAGUUUCAUUUGGGAUGAAGGGUCCCAUAUCCCUCUGCUUUCAUAGAUGCUGCCUGACCUGUUGAGUUCCUCUAAGUUUUUUUUAAGCUCCAGCUUUCAACUGCUUCAGUAUUUUGUGUCUCUAAUUGCACACUUUAGGUUGUUAGGUUAAGGAAAUACACUUUUAUUUAGGAAAUUUUUAAAAUAAUCAUUGCACAUAUAAAGCCAAAAUAAUUAUGAUAUUUCCAGCAGAUUAAGUAACUAAGAUCAUAUGAUUAAAAGAUCCUCCUGUUAUUUAUUUAUGGGAAGGAAGCAACACAGGCAAUGAUUGCCUUUAUAUUAUACCCUUAAUUGCUGUGAAAUGGAUCUCUUUUUGAAAUUUUACAUUUACUAUAGUGUUACUUUGGGAAUUAUACAACUGUUUUUGAUCUAGCAAAUAUUAGGUGGGUUACUCUCCGGUCAGGAAUCCUGGGGGUGUAAUCAAAGUAAGAAUAAUGGAGUUGAAAUCUAAUUUGGGAAGUAGAUACAUACUGAAGCACUUGGAAGAGUAUUGUUCCAACUCCCAGUUCAAACAGAUCAGACUGAACUAAAAUUUAUUACACAACUGGAACCUGGCAUUUUCCUGCUUCAGUUUCUUAUAUUCAUACAUUUAAAAAUGUAUAAAUUUGUAUGAAUAUGAGAAACCGAAGCAGGAAGAUGGAGGUUGAGCAAGCAAGCUGCAAAAUGUAGGUCUAUUCCAUGGAAUCCUAAAAGCCCCAACUUGAUGAAAGGCAAGGCACUGUUCCUUGGGCUUAUGUUGAAAUAGUGGAAAAGGCAACAACUAGAGAGGUUGGAGCAAGUGGAGAAUUAAUGUGACAGGAAACUGGAAGCUCAGGAUCAUCCCAGCUGAAUUAACGGAGUUGUUCUGCAACACAAUCACCCAGUGUGUUUGGUUUCUCCAGCACACAGUAACCACAUUGUGAAUGCCAAGUGCAGUACUAGAUUGAAAAAGCAAGUGAACUGCUCCUUCUUCUGUUUGGGGCAGCACGGCAGCGUAGCUGUUAGCGCAAUGCUUUACAGCACCAGCUGUAAGAUCAGGAUUCGACUCCUGCCACUGUCUGUAAAGAGCUUGUACUUUCUCUCUGUGACCAUGAGGGUUUUCUCCAGGUGCAUUUCAAAGAUGUACGGUUAGGACUAGUGAGUUGUGGCUAUGCUCUGUGGUUCAAUGAGCGUGCUGUCACUUACGAGCUGCCCAACACAAUCCUCACUGAUUUGAUUUGAUGCAAACGUCGUAUUUUACUGUUUCGAUGUACACGUGACAAAUAUAGCUAAUCUUUAUCUCCGGGUCCUGGACCAGUUAGACUGCAGUCAGAUACGGGCCAAUUUGGGCAAAGACAACAGAUUUCCUUUCCCGAAGACAAUCGGUGAAGCAGAUGUUACUUUAUAAAUGAAAACUGGUAACAAAAUGGAUAUUAUUACUACAGGUUUUAAAAGAAAUCCAGAUUCAAGGUCACAUUAUUAAUUUGAACAGAAAAUUAUUGGUUCAAGUUGAUGUGUGCAUUA
Molecule: messenger RNA, 8565 nt
Organism: Mobula hypostoma (lesser devil ray)
Lineage: Eukaryota; Metazoa; Chordata; Chondrichthyes; Myliobatiformes; Myliobatidae
Gene: tmem97
Product: transmembrane protein 97
Cellular component (GO): endoplasmic reticulum
Source: RefSeq, a predicted model, not a curated record